AUGAAGAAGGAAAGCGUGAGCGCAGGUACGUUGAUGGCGCGAGUUCGUGGAAACGAUACGGCACUUGGUGCGUGGUCAGCCCUGUGGCUUAUGGGCACGCAGUGGCGCGACGCGAUGAACCACGAGGAGCAGAAUUUCACGCGAGCGGGCAAGCUGUGGCCCCAGUGCGGCGAGGUCGACAUUCGCGAGUUGAACUCGAAGUACGGCAUCAUCGACCAGUUCGCUUUUUAUGAGAAGACUUUCUGGACACCGGAGUAUGCCAAUAUCGGAGGAGUGUACUUGAAGACGCGGGAUAUGCCACGCGACCCUGACGGCUGGGCCAUCUUCGUGAUGGAGUUUCGAAAUUUUCGGCCAAGGGACGUCAGACGAAACCGAAGACGUCGUCGAAAUUCGGUCCGGAGACACGAGGAAAUCGAUCCACGAGACGACACCUCCUUGGCUGAAGCGACUGCUCCUUCGGACGAGGACGAUGAUGAAGACUCGGAUUUGGAUGCUACUAGCGAUGACGAGGUUGUCACCUCUCGUAAUCGUGAUGCUGACAGUGAGGACAGUGACCAGCAGUCCACGACGUCCGAUAGUACAACCACUUUUGCAGGAGACGAUGAUGCGGAUGGUGAUUCUUCAACGAGCAGAAAAAAAGAGGGGGGUCGAACAGACCGCAAACACGACGUGUUGCGUGACGACGACGACGCGAAUAACAAGGAGCCGGCGCUCCCAGCUCGCUUGUGGACUGCGACCGAGCAAAUUUUGGGUAUCUACAGCCCACCUUCUGGAUCACCGAGUUAUAUUCCUGAAGAAUCAUGGCGGAACCUGGGAUUGGCAACGUGGUGGGCUGAUACCGAAGCAAAUCUGAAUUUGCUCACGCACGACAACGCGUUGCUGGUUAUGCCAGAAAAUGGCAGGAUGAGUAACCAGAAUAUCGAACGUUUUUGGAACACCUUCCACGGCACCGAUUUGUUCGUGAAGGUGAAUCUCGCAAUUGGCGGCAUCAACCCGGGUCCGUAUUUUCUGGAUCAAGACUUCGGUCUGGAGGGCGGACCACGACUCGACGUGCCGCAGGUGGAGCUACACCAGGGCGGCUACGGCAGCGGUGGUGGUGCUUCUCCAUCCGAGAUUGCCGCUAUCAUGCGUGAAAAAGACGAAGGCGAGCCAGGAGCGCCACCUCCGCCGCGACUCAACGGCGACACCUUCAUCACACCAGGAGAGGCACCGGCUGCAACUCAGCGUGGGAGAGAUCUAGACCGCGAAUUGCCAUCAAUGGACAAGGGCGAAGGCGUAUCACCUGAAGAGCAGGUGGACGUUCUGAAGCCACAAGGAGAUAGUCCAAUAACAGGCAGGAUCUCACCGGCGACGGCACCUCAACGAGCGAACACAGCAGGAGUGAACUGGAUCGCAUCUGCAGAGGCGACUCGGAGCAUAGAUGCGAGUAGGAGCUUACCGGCGAAAACUGGACAGAAGCAGACAACGGGAAAUGCUGACUCUUCAUCUGCGUCAUCUACUGGCCUGUUCGCGAUUCUCGCUAGUCCCUACGUUGGGUAUUUCGCAGGCGCUUGGAUUUUGUUCGCGUUGGCGCUAAGCUUGUACCAACGAUGUGCGCGCAGCGGUAAUCAGGUGCCACUCGCUGAGCCAUUGCUACAGCAGUGA
This is a messenger RNA of Amoebophrya sp. A25, 1644 nucleotides long. Lineage: Eukaryota; Dinophyceae; Syndiniales; Amoebophryaceae. The record is from the annotation of a GenBank genome assembly.